UCUCAUUUCUUAUAGUAUACUUGGCUUUUUACUCCUUUUGUUUUCUCUACAAACAAAAUGGUUAACUUGGUGGCAGCCCAAAGACCCCUCCUCCAUGGCCUUAUGAAAUUGGCCGGAAUACGGCCUACAACCGUAGAUAUCGAACCCGAGGGAACCACAAUGUCAUUCUGGGUUCCCUCGGAAACACUCGUAAAACCCAACAAAAAGCCCAACAAGCCCAAACCUGUGGUGGUUCUAAUCCACGGGUUUGCAGCUGAGGGAAUAGUGACAUGGCAGUUCCAAGUGGGUGCCCUUACAAAGAAAUACUCUGUUUAUGUUCCGGACUUACUUUUCUUUGGUGGGUCCGCUACAGGUGCUUCCGACAGGUCUCCAACAUUCCAGGCGGAGUGUCUGGCGGCUGCAUUGUUUAAGCUGGGUGUUACUAGGUGUACGCUUGUUGGGUUUAGUUAUGGUGGUAUGGUUGCGUUUAAGCUGGCGGAAAUGUGGCCUGACCUUGUUGAGGCAUUGGUGGUCUCGGGUUCGAUUCUUGCUAUGACGGAGUCGAUUAGCGAGGCGGAGUUGAAUAGAAUGGGGUUUAGAUCAUCGUCGGAAUUGUUGUUGCCGACGUCGGUUAAUGGGUUGAAGACUUUGCUUAAGAUUGCUACUCAUAAGAACUUGUGGUUUCCUCAUCGCUUGCACAAGGACUAUCUUGAGGUUAUGUUUACCAACAGAAAGGAGAGAAGUGAACUCCUUGAGGCUUUGGUCAUUGCCAAACAGAACCCUGACAUCCCUAUCUUUACACAGAGAAUUCAUCUUCUAUGGGGAGAAAAUGAUCAAAUUUUCAGGAUGGAGAUGGCCCAGCAAAUGAAAGAGAAACUGGGUGAAAAAGCUACAUACGAAGGCAUAAAGAAAGCUGGUCAUCUCGUUCAUCUCGAGAGGCCCUGUGUGUACAACAGAUGCCUUAAGAGCUUCUUGGCUUCUGUGUACACUGAUCACGAUAAAAAAUAAGCUACGUAUUUCCUUAUCAUCAACCUGCUGUUUGUAGAACUAGCCGUUUCUAGAUAACUAAGAGUGGAUUUCGAUUUCGUAUUUGCAUUGUUUUUGAAUUCGAAUCAAUAACCGUCAAAAAAAGAAAAA
This is a messenger RNA of Amaranthus tricolor (Joseph's coat), 1116 nucleotides long. RefSeq lists its product as uncharacterized. Gene Ontology annotation, molecular function: catalytic activity. NCBI's taxonomy places the organism in Eukaryota, Viridiplantae, Streptophyta, Magnoliopsida, Caryophyllales, Amaranthaceae. The record is from RefSeq and is a predicted model, not a curated record. The coding region runs from base 58 to 987 and encodes 309 amino acids. The transcript is spliced from 4 exons.